Molecule: messenger RNA, 1449 nt
Organism: Colletotrichum scovillei
Lineage: Eukaryota; Fungi; Ascomycota; Sordariomycetes; Glomerellales; Glomerellaceae
Product: aldehyde dehydrogenase
Exons: 4
Coding region: 1-1449 (482 amino acids)
Molecular function (GO): aldehyde dehydrogenase (NAD+) activity
Source: RefSeq, a predicted model, not a curated record
AUGACAGGACAGCCAUACAACCUCUGGGUGGGAGGCCAGGAGAAGCCUGGUCAUGCAGAUCAGAUCCCGGUCGAAGACCCCGCGACAGGUGAGAUCUUUGCCAACUGUCACGCAGCGUCCCUGGAAGACGUUGAAGAAACGAUUCGUCUGGCGCACGAAACCUUCAAGGCCGGAACGUGGUCUAGAGCGCCCCGUCAUGUUCGCGCCGAUGUUCUCGACAAGACGGCUGAGCUGCUCACCGCAGACCUGCCCUCGCUGAUUCCUCUCGAGGUGCGCCAAACCGGACGCGCGAUACGCGAGAUGCGCGCUCAGGUGCCCACGUUGGUCAAGUGGUUUAAAUACUAUGCCGCCCUACUACGCACUGAAGAGCGUGCGGUACUGCCAACUGUGGGCAAGCUGCACAACUGGAUUGACCGUGUGCCGCUGGGUGUUGUGGUACAGAUCACGCCUUUUAACCACCCACUCCUGAUUGCUGUCAAGAAGAUAGCGCCCGCCCUUGCAGCGGGAAAUAGCGUUGUGGUGAAGCCGAGUGAACUGACACCGCUCACGACGCUGCUGUUGGGCAAGAUCUUGCAGAAAGCUGGUGUGCCCGACGGAGUGUUCCACGUGCUUCCUGGAUACGGCGCAACAACUGGCAAGGCCCUCGUCGAACAUCGGCUUGUUCGCAAAGUCGACGUCACUGGCGGAACUGUGGCUGGGAGAGCCAUUGGCUCGAUUGUCGGCGGCAAUCUGGCGCGGUACACGGCGGAACUGGGAGGUAAAGCGCCGCUGAUCGUCUUCGAACAGGCCGAUGUGGAUGUUGCAGUCAAUGGCAUCGCAUUCGGGUCCUUCAUUGCUAGCGGACAAACAUGCGUCGCCAGUACCAGAAUUCUUGUCCAGGAAGGGAUCAUGCAGUCAGUGUUGGAGAAGCUGAAAGCCAAGGCCGAAUCUAUUGUCCGGCGGAUGGGCUCACCGAGCAAUCAGGAAUCCAUGAUGGGCCCGCUGGUGUCGGCGAAGCAAUUGUCAAACGGAUACUACUUUGAACCGACAGUGCUGGUGUCUCGUGCCGAGGGCGACAUCCUCAAGUCACGCAUCUGGCGGGAGGAAGCGUUUGGGCCGGUGGUUGUGGUGGCGCCGUUCAAGACGGAAUCAGAGGCCAUCGCACUCGCCAAUGACAGUGAAUUCGGGUUAGGAGCGGGCAUCUGGACGCGGGACGUGGCGCAAGCGUUUCGAGUGUCUGAAGAAAUCGACGCAGGCAUCGUGUGGGUGAAUACGCACCAUCGAAACGACCCCAGCAGUCCGUGGGGUGGCGCAACGAGCGCGAGCGGUGUUGGCAGUGAGAACGGUAUCGAUGCAUACCAGGCCUACACGACGACCAAGAGCACAAUCAUCAGCUAUGCAAGCCCAGAGGAGGCGCUGGCGGCAGACGACUGGUUCCGUGAGGGCGCUGGUGACGUGCGAUACGGAUAG